UUUCACCCAGGGUAUAAUUGGAAGAAGAAUAUGAUCACCUAGGAGAUGGAAUAUUAAACACGGCAUCAAUUGCUAUCACACUACGAGGAAAUAAAAACACGUUGCUAACGUCAUUGUUAUUGAAUUAAAGUGUGACGCAGGUUUGACUGAUAAUUUAAUUUGCGACAACAAUUUAUGAUUUGGAAUUAUUCGGCAGUUGGGUAGCAGAACAGAGAACACUUAAAACAUUGAAACUUUGGAAGAAACUAACUAACAUGGAGUGCAAAAGUAUUUUAAAAUUACUGUUGCUGUGCUUUACAGUAGGGACAUUGGCAAAGGAAUACAAACUCAAUGAUGAUGACAUUAAAGCGUCUUCUGAAAUUCGUGACAAGCGGUCACCUAGUAGAGUUGACUCACACUCCAAUGAAUACCCAUGGGACAAAGUUGAUGCUGGCCGUGGGGCAUCUCUUGCUUCUGAUGACAGCAGAGUGCAUGGAAAAGAGGGACUCCACCUUAAAUCUAUGCUCAAAUUGUGGUCUGAACUGAAACCUCUUGAGAAACGCUCUUGGCGGGAUUUCGUCAUGGCCCAGAAAAGGUAUUGGAGAGACUAUGUUAUGGGCCCAGAAAAUAAAAAGAACUGGAGAGAAUAUGUGAUGGGACCAAGUGGAAAACGCAACUGGAGAGACUAUGCUAUGGGACCUAGUGGAAAAAGAUAUUGGAGAGACCUUGUAAUGGCAAAGAAGGGAGAUGAGGAAUUAGAGAAACGCAAUUGGAGAGAUUAUGUAAUGGGUUCAAAACGCAAUUGGAGAGACUAUGUUAUGGGUUCUAAGAGAGAUAAUGUUGAAGGUCACAAUGAACAUGAUAGUGAAAUAGCAGACAAGCGUAACUGGCGAGACUUUGUCAUGGGAAGUAAACGUAUGAUACGAAAAAGGAGCUUGGAUAACUCCUCUAUUGAAGAAAAUGAUGCUGAAAAUGAGACAAAUGAAAAGCGUAAUUGGAGAGAUUAUGUCAUGGGCUCAAAACGCAACUGGAGAGACUAUGUAAUGAAUGCAAAAAGAAAUUCUGAGACAGAAACUGGAGAUGAAAAUGAGUCAUUAGACAAGCGUAAUUGGCGAGAUUAUGUCAUGGGAUCCAAGCGCAAUUGGAGAGACUAUGUAAUGAAUGCAAAAAGAAAUUCUGAGGCAGAAACUGGAGAUGAAAAUGAGUCAUUAGACAAGCGUAAUUGGCGAGAUUAUGUCAUGGGAUCCAAACGCAAUUGGAGAGACUAUGUAAUGAAUGCAAAAAGAAAUUUUGAGACAGAAAAUGGAGAUGAAAAUGGAUCUUUAGACAAACGUAAUUGGCGAGAUUAUGUCAUGGGAUCCAAGCGCAAUUGGAGAGACUAUGUAAUGAAUGCAAAAAGAAAUUUUGAGACAGAAAAUGGAGAUGAAAAUGAGUCAUUAGACAAGCGAAAUUGGCGAGAUUAUGUCAUGGGAUCCAAACGCAAUUGGAGAAACUAUGAAAUGUCUGAGAAAGGGCACUUGCUUAACUCUUCUGAAGAAGAAAAUGACACUGAAAAUGAGACACUUGAAAAGCGAAAUUGGAGAAACUAUGUUAUGGGAUCAAAACGAAAUUGGAGAGACUAUGUUAUGUCGGAGAAAAGAAAUUCCAAGGAAGGACAAGAAGAAAAUGAUGAGAUGACAGAUAAGCGUAAUUGGCGAAACUUUGUUAUGGGUUCAAAACGUAAUUGGCCAACCCGUGGCAUGCCUUUGAAAAAAGAUUUCGAUGAGGAGACUACAGAUACAGACAAGCGUAAUUGGAGAGACUAUGUCAUGGGAGCAAAACGGAACUGGCGAGACUAUGUGAUGUCUGCUAAAAGGCAUUUAGAUGAUGAUAGUGAGAUCCCUGAGAAGCGUAAUUGGAGGGACUACGUAAUGGGAUCUAAACGAAACUGGAAUGAAAAUGCCGAGGAAGAUGAAACGAUCGAUAAACGCAGUUGGAGAGAUUUUGUUAUGGGGCCUAAAAGAAGUAAGGAAAAUGAGGCAUUUGACAAACGUAAUUGGCGAGACUAUGUUAUUGGGGCAAAACGCAAUGGUAUGAGUAACAAAGUUGACAAACGUAAUUGGAGAAACUUUGUAAUGCCACCUAAUAAGAAAGAUGAAGAAAUAGUGGAUGGAGACCCAGUCCCUGAUGAGACCAAACAUAAAGAGACUGAUAAAGUGACUCUGGUUCGCAAAGUGAAGAAUUGAUUACAAACAGAAAGAAACAUUGCGACUUGGUAACUGAUGUAAUUGUAUUCCCAAUUAUGAAGUUUGAUUCUAAGAAUUGAAUUUUUCUAGAUAUCGUAACCAGAAAUCUGAUAAUUGAUAUUGCAAGUUGCAUUUUAGAGAUAUUCAAUGUUAUUGUUUCCAUGUUGUGGUUCUCACUCUCUCAUUGGUCAUUCACAUACCAUGUGACUAAAAUAAUUACAUUGAUGCAUAUAGAAAUAUUGUAAUUACCAGUGAAUACUAAGCUGCAUUAAAAACUACUGUAGUAAUAUGAUCUUAAUGUAAUUGCUCAUGUCACUGGAAGAAUAUGACACCACAGACAUGGAAUAUAGCGAGGUAUUCAAUGGAUAAUUCUUGGAAAUAAUCAAAUGAAUAUUGCCUUAAUGAUAAAGGUUUAUGGAUG
This is a messenger RNA of Owenia fusiformis, 2625 nucleotides long. Lineage: Eukaryota; Metazoa; Annelida; Polychaeta; Sabellida; Oweniidae. The record is from the annotation of a GenBank genome assembly.